AUGCCUUGUGCACGGUACUCGGCCGCCUCUGCGGCAGCAGACUCGGCUGCGGCCCCGGCUGCGGCACCGGCGCCGGCUUCGCCCGUGAGCCCGCCGCAGCCGAACCCCUACCGGGCUACGGCGGUGUUCGUGACUCCCGCAACACACGGGCAAAGCUUGACAUCCUUCGCACCUGGUGCUGUGGGCGCCCCGCCAACGCCCAGGGAGUUGCUGGUGUGGUUCACCCGUCGGAGAUUCGUGUUCUGGUUCCGCAGCGGUCAUGGUUCUCUGACUGCGGGCGUUUUCACGCGGUGCGGGACGAGCGUGCGUGCGGUGGUGACGACACGUCGGCUAUUGUACUAG
Ectocarpus siliculosus is the source of this 342-nucleotide messenger RNA. Lineage: Eukaryota; Phaeophyceae; Ectocarpales; Ectocarpaceae. The record is from the annotation of a GenBank genome assembly.